Austrofundulus limnaeus is the source of this 3167-nucleotide messenger RNA. It is a transcript of the gene asap2b, whose product is annotated as ArfGAP with SH3 domain, ankyrin repeat and PH domain 2b. NCBI's taxonomy places the organism in Eukaryota, Metazoa, Chordata, Actinopteri, Cyprinodontiformes, Rivulidae. Gene Ontology annotation, molecular function: GTPase activator activity; protein binding. The record is from RefSeq and is a predicted model, not a curated record. Gene Ontology annotation, biological process: positive regulation of GTPase activity. Gene Ontology annotation, cellular component: cytoplasm.
GUGAUCAGGAGUCUGGGUUUACUUUAAAAUGUGGAAACCUGUGAAAAUGUUUGAUUUGUGUUUUGCACUCAGGGAAAUGUUUAAUUGGUGGUGACGUCAGAGUGGUGGGCGUGGUCGGGUUGUGAGUUUGGUUCCUGGACUUGGCAGCUGAGUGACACCUCUGUGCGCCCUGCUCUGUUCUUCCUCAGGUGAGGCAGGCCAGCAGCACCGGGACUCGGGCCGAGACAUGGACUGGGCAUUUCCUCCGAACCGGACCUUAACGGAGAUAAAACCUGCUUCCGGUCGCGCGCUAUGAGGAGAGCCCGGUGGAUCUUUGUUUCCGGAUCGGUGUGAAGUUUUUCAGCCAGGUGUGGCGGCUCCACCUGCGGGCAGCUGCCGCAGGGACUCCCCGCUCCGCUCCCAGACUUUGUUUUUUGUUUUUGUUUACUUGUUUGUUUGGACCUGGUCAUCAUGCCGGAGUUCAUCAGCGUGACGGAGUUUGUUGAGGAGACCAGUGAGGACUACAAAGCUCCCACCACCUCCAGCUUCACCACCCGGAUGUCCCACUGCAGGAACACCGUGGCAGACCUGGAGGAGGCUCUGGACGUGGACAGAUCCAUUCUGUUGAAGAUUAGGAAGUCCUUGAAGGCCAUCAGCGCCUCGGGUCUGAACCAUGUGGAGAAUGAGGAGCAGUACAUUCAGGCCAUGGAGAAGUUCGGACAAAACUGUGUGAACAAGGGGGACGCCGUGGUCGGCGCCGCCUUCCGUAAGUUCGCUGAGCAUAACAAAGAAAUGACGGCACUCUUCAAAAACCUGAUGCAGAACAUGAACGGCAUCACGUUCCCUCUGGGCAACCUGCUGAAGGGAGACCUGAAGGGAGUCAAAGGGGACCUAAAGAAGCCGUUCGACAGGUCCUGGAAGGAAUAUGAAACCAAGCUAGCAAAGAUUGAGAAGGAGAAGCGGGAACACGCCAAGCAACACGGAAUGAUUCGGACCGAGUUCAGAGGAGGAGAAAUCGCCGAGGACAUGGAGAAGGAAAGAAGAAUGUUUCAGCUUCAGAUGUGUGAGUAUCUGCUUAAAGUGAAUGAGAUCAAACUGAAGAAAGGUGUGGACUUCCUGCAGAACCUCAUCCAGUACUUCCACGCUCAGUGCAAUUUUUUCCAGGAUGGACUGAAAGCCGUGGAGAAUCUGAAACCAUCUAUGGAGAAACUGGUGACGGACCUGACUGCGAUCAAACAGAUUCAGGAUGGAGAGAAGAAGCAGCUGACUCAGCUUAAAGAUGUCCUGAAGGCAUCGCUGCAGUCGGAGCAGAAAGAGGACUCUCAGGCGAAGCAGAGCUCCGGCUACAGUCUCCAUCAGCUGCAGGGAGACAAGGCCUGUGGCACAGAACGCACCGGAGUCCUCUACAAGAGGAGUGAGGGGUUGAGGAAGGUGUGGCAGAAAAGAAAGUGUUCUGUUAAAAACGGCCUCCUGACCAUCUGCCACGGCACGGCGAACAAACCUCCAGCCAAGCUCAACCUACUCACCUGCCAGGUGAAGAGGAAUCCAGACGACAAGAAAAGCUUCGACCUGUUUUCUCAUGACAGAACCUACCACUUCCAGGCCGAGGAUGAGGGGGAGUGUCAGACCUGGGUGUCGGUGCUGCAGAACAGCAAGGAGGAGGCGCUGAACAAGGCCUUUAAAGGAGGUCAGGACGAAGGAGAGAACAACAUCGUGCAGGAGCUGACCAAAGCCAUCGUGGGGGAGGUGAGGCGGAUGAGCGGCAACGACAGCUGCUGCGACUGCGGCGCUGCAGGUCCCUCAUGGCUCUCCACCAACCUCGGGGUCCUGAUCUGCAUCGAGUGUUCGGGGAUCCACAGGGAGAUGGGGGUCCAUUACUCCAGGAUCCAGAGUCUGGACCUGGAUGUUCUGGGAACAUCUGAGCUGCUGUUGGCGAAGAACGUCGGAAAUGCCAACUUCAACGAGAUCAUGGAGGCAGAUCUGUCGGCGCAGGACGUGACCAAACCGGAUCCAAAGAGCGACAUGCAGAUGAGGAAGGACUACAUCACAGCCAAAUACACCGAGAAGCGUUUCGCCAAGCGGCUGUUUUCUGACGCCGAGCUGAGGCUGCAGGCGCUGUACGACUCCGUCCGGAACCGGGACAUCCUGUCGCUCAUCCAGGUCUACGCCGAGGGGGCGGACCUGAUGGAGGUCCUCCCACAGGCAAACGAGCACGAACCUGGGGAGACGGUGCUCCACCUGGCGGUCCGAAUGGUGGACAGGAACUCUCUGCACAUCGUGGACUUCCUGGCUCAGAACAGCGUAAAUCUGGACAAGCAGACGAGCAAAGGGAGCACCGCUCUGCAUUACUGCUGCCUGAUGAACAACAGCGAGUGUCUCAAACUGCUGCUGAGGGGGAAAGCUUCAGUUUCCUCCACAAACGAAGCAGGAGAAACUCCUCUGGACAUCGCCAGGCGCCUGCAGCACACUCAGUGUGAAGAACUGCUGACCCAGGCUCAGACGGGAAAGUUCAAUGUCCACGUCCACGUGGAGUAUGAGUGGCGACUCCAAAACGAGGACCUGGAUGAGAGCGAGGACGAGAUGGAGGACAAGCCCAUCCCAAACCGGCGCGAGGAACGUCCGGUCAGCUGCUUCGUGCCCGGCAGCGGCCCCAUGCAGACCAAUCUGGCGGCGCUGGCCCGCGAUGCUGUCUUGGUGGUACGGGACAAGCAGAGACCUCCCAUCCCGAGCAGCAUGAUCAGCAACGAGACGUACGGCACGAUGAUGGACCUGAACCUGCCUCCGCCGGGGCCGACACCCCCUCUGCCCCCCAGAGGUCCCAGCAGAGGUCCCAAUAAAACAUCAGCCAUGGAGUCACUAGGAAGACAGCGGUCCUCGUCGGACCCUCAGAACCCUGAGAGGAACACCUCCAUGUAUGUCCUCCCAGCCAUUCCUCCUCCUUCGCCCCCUCCUCCUCCUCCACCUCCAGCCAACAAGAAGUCCGGCACGUUGGAGACCAAGACCGGUUCGGCCAAGAACACCCCCCUGCCCCCCCUGCCGGUCUCAGUCCCUGCUGCUCCGCCUACAGUUUUAUCGCCGGUCCACUUUAAACCUCUACCCGUUCCCCCGCCUGCAGUGAGCCAACAGACCAGCAGACCACUAAGACCUCCACAACCACCAGGUCCUUCACAACCACCAGGUCCUUCACA